GAAAUGAUAAGUCCAGGUAAAGUGACAAGAAGUGCAGAAGUAGGCCUAUGUUUGAUUUUGUGAUUAAGGUUUUUAGUAUCUGUAAACGUCUCUAACGUUCACGAACACGUCAGGCUCUUCGUCUACCAGUGCUACAGUGGAAUCAGACCCCAUGGGCCAUGGCAGACAUGCCAGAGGCGAGUCUUUGUAUCUCACGGUCAGACCGUGAUGAUGAAGAAGUUUCAGAUAAAGAACGGGAAGAUGUCCUCGUCCUUGAGACUGAUUUAUUGUCCAUGGAGCCUGGUUUGGAAAACAGGUCAGAGUCAACUGAGGAUAUCACGACACGCACAGAUGACAGCUACUACGUCACAUGGACAGUUUGCAUUGCCCUAGCUGUCCCAACAGGGGAAGAAGACACAGUCCAUGAAGCUCCUGAAAAGACAAAGAAAGCAAAUAAAGAUUCAUCUACUGUUUUGGUGAAAGCCCAUAAAGCUCAGAGCUGCUAUCAUAUUGAAUACAAGUUGUUGCCAGGCGAUACAGAGACAGUCAAAGUGGACCUAGUAUUGUUUGGGCCAGUGGUAAAAAUAUACAAAGAAGACGAGUUCAAGAUUCUGAGAACAUGGCAUGAAGGAGAUCGGACAUGGGUUGGUUGGAUACAGAAUUUCAGCGUCAAUGUCAACAGGGAGUUGCUGAUCAGUCUACUUCCUCAUAAGAUCACGCUCCAGAUAUGGAACAGUAAGGACAAAUUGUGCAGCCAGGCCCGCUAUGAAAGACUGAAGGCCUUCAGAUUGACACAGGAUCAGACUGAAGAUGCAACAGAGAUGUGUGGUGACAUCAAGACUAUGGUGAAGAAACUGAGAUUGUCAUGUGAGAGCAAGUCAAACACACCUAAAAAACACAGAAGUCAUAUCCUGUUUCAUUCCAGUUCAGAGGAGGACUCAGAAACAGAAUUUCAAAAACCCACAAUUGAUGCUUUGGACGUUGAGGAUAUCAAAAGCAAUGGCACUGCCCCAGCUGAAAUCAGUCCCAUUCAUUUGUUUGCGGGUGAGACCUCAUUGACUGAAUGCUUCCCAGUCUGUUCAUCUGGUGUUUUUGAGGUCAUGUGCAACAUCUCUCUGGACAGACCAUUAAUAUCUGACCAACUAAAGGCUGAACUCAAUCCACUGGUCAUCACAAUUUUGUCUGCCGCCUCAAUGCCUUCAUCCCCAGUCCCCUUCCACGUCCUACAGGAAAAAUGUAUGCCUGUAUAUUGCCAGUACAAGUUCCAUAACUUGCACAGAACAAAGUUUCACAAGCAUGGCACCAACAUCUACUUCAGGGAUGUGAAUGUGAUCCUGACUGGCUUGAUGAGUCCUGAAGAGCUCAAAGAAUUCCUCUCCGGUCCAUCUCUUGAGAUAGAGGUCCAUGAUCGUGACAGAAAGUUGGAAGAAACUAAGAAAACCCCAGCAGUGCUUGGCACCGGGUCAGAUAAAGACAUCCUAUGUGGUGCGGCACUAUUAAAACAGAAGGCAGCAGUCAUUAACUCUCAUGGUAUUGCAAGCCUGAACUUCUCUGAGCUGCUACUUGGGAAGAAAAGCCUAAAGGUGCACUCACCGAUCAGAUGCUCCCCUCCACCUCCGCUGCAAAGUGCAUGCAGGAAGAUGACAGACACGGCAGCUAGUAGAGAGCCAAUGCAACAAGGCCAUUAUUUUGAUGCCAAUUCUCAACUCAAAGUCAAGGUUGAGAUAGCUUGUCCACUCAACAUUAAGAACAACAGCUGUGAACUGGAGUCCUGUGAUGGUCCGUUUGGGCGCAUCAUCUACCUCUUCGAUUACAACAACUUCCCUUUGAUGACCAAGCUGAGGUCCGAAAUCCUCAGAAUCAACGCAUCAGCUUUCCAUCUGGACUCACAGUCACUGGAAAAUAUAGAGAAAUCCCUAUCAAAUUACAUAAUGACUUUCAAAAACGAUGAGAGCAAGGAUCUGGAUUUUGUUACAGGAUUCCACGUGCUGGAUAAGAGAAAACACAUCUUUGUUCUUGAAGGGCUGAAACAUAAAGCGGUGAAGAGACUUUGUGAUGCUGUUCCGAUGAAGCUGAGUGGGAGUGAUGAGGAGCAGGUGAUAGUCCUCUACAAUUCAAACCUGUGUUUCUUCAAGCGCAUCUAUGACUCACUAGAUGUGGGCCUGACUCCUAUCCAUCUACAUGAGUCACUAGAGACCAUCAUGAGACAGCCUCUGGUCUACAUUAGAGGCAUGGUCCCCCAACUCUGCUUCCAAGCUUUGUUAAGGUUAAGCCAGCUUUGUCAAGUAAGGCAACUCAAAGAUGUGGUGCAGUGCAGCCUCUUCCCAUCAGCUGACAUGAUUCUCAGCAUGAGCAAGGAAUAUGCUGAGCAGUGGGAGCAAAAAGCCUCAGCAAACACUGAGGUGGACAUGCCCACUCUGCCUGUCCACAUUAAAAGACAUCCACUGCUCAACACGCACAACAGAGAGUACACGAAAUGGAAACACAACAGCCAGCGGUUGCCGCAUAAACAGUCGAAGGACUUCAUUCAGGACAAUAUUAAAAAGGUUCAAGAGGAAAGUGAGCGGUUGCAGAAGCCAGAGGCUGCUGUAUUAAGGAUCGAACAGUCUGAAGCCAGGCCAACACACAACUACAGCAUCCAAACCUUCAACUCAACUGAACAAGCCAAGGAGUUGCUCCGCAAAGAGAUGUCUAAGGUGCCAGGGCGGAGGUUUACCUACAGUCAGCAGUAUUGGAGUGCUACAGUGGAUCAAGAAGAUGUGCCUUCUAAAAAUGACUCCCACUCCACUGCUGCCUCUCCAGUUUGGUUUACAAGUAUGAGCAGCGACAAGUCCAAAGUGCACCCUAGACACCCAGAUGAGGCUCGUGUGGAAGAGCUGAGGAAGCCAUGGAGAGAGAACAUCCUACAUGCCACUAUAUUGAAGCCUACACUUUCAAGGGACGUAUGGCCCUGGAGCCAGCGCUCUGAGGACUUUCAGCUCUACAGACAACCUACUUUCUUCCACCCACAUCCUGUUACUUGUCACCCUGGAGACCUUCUGCAGCAGGAGCAGCUCGAGGCAGCCAGAGCUCAGUACUGUCGCUGGCUGAAGAAGCUGCUUCCUGGCGGCAGCACCAACCCACCAGGCAAGGGCUCCUUCCCCGAGUUCAAGUGUCACAUGGGGGGAAACUCAGAGAGAUUUCAGGAUAUACUGAAAGAUGAGCCUAAGAAGUAUUCACUGAGGAAACCAGGCAUGGUGCUGAAGCCCUUGCCUCAACUGUCUGUGAUGAACUCGGGCGACAACCAAGCAGAGAAACAGAAGAGCGUGGCUCUGGCCCCAAGCCCCUGUGGGGACUGCAGCCUCGGCAGCAAAAACAACGCCAUCGCCAGACAAAACUCCACGUACAACAAUCACCACUACAUCGGAGUCAAUAAGCAGCAUUCAUUCCUGUACAAGCGGACUGCCCUGCCUCUGACAGACGACGAGAGGAGUAUCUUCACUUUUCAAAAGUAUGACCCAAACAUGAAGACACACACAUCAGCUGUCCAGCCUCUCAGGAACAUUGGUAGAAGGCAGAAGCCACAAGAACUGUACCCUGUAGACAGGGUUCAACAUUAG
Molecule: messenger RNA, 3578 nt
Organism: Perca fluviatilis (European perch)
Lineage: Eukaryota; Metazoa; Chordata; Actinopteri; Perciformes; Percidae
Gene: cfap92
Product: cilia and flagella associated protein 92 (putative)
Exons: 16
Coding region: 159-3578 (1139 amino acids)
Source: RefSeq, a predicted model, not a curated record